Molecule: messenger RNA, 1131 nt
Organism: Zasmidium cellare ATCC 36951
Lineage: Eukaryota; Fungi; Ascomycota; Dothideomycetes; Mycosphaerellales; Mycosphaerellaceae
Exons: 5
Coding region: 1-1131 (376 amino acids)
Source: RefSeq, a predicted model, not a curated record
AUGUCAACGCAAAACAUCCAGACAAAAGACUAUGAAUACCACCCUCUCCCCUCAGCACAAACACACAUCCGCCUCCUCUCCCUCCUCCCACGCUCAAACACAGAGCCAAUACCGCUCACUCUCAAAACCGUCGUCCCCCUGAACGAAGCAACCAAUUCCUACGACGCCAUCUCAUACACCUGGGACUCCUUCCUCCCCGUCCACGAAGUCUCCCUCGACGGGCGCCGUCUCUGGCUCCGCGAGAACAUCUGGCGAUUCCUACUCCAUUGCUCCUCCACGAGAUUGGCGCAUGAAGGCGAUAUUCGCGCAGGCGAUGCGGGUGGUGGUGUGGUUGGGGACGGCGAGUCGGAUGUGUUUGUGGGCGGAGCGUGCGGCGUGGAGGUGGGAUCGGAUGGCGGAUUUUUUGAGGGAGAGUGGGCUACGACGGGUUAUGACCAGUCCGUACUGGACCCGGCUCUGGAUCGUGCAGGAGCUGGCUGUGCGGUGUUUGUGUCCGGGACGGAGCUUUGUGAUAUCAAUGCUUUCUUUAGACUUGGUACGCUUCCGGGGCAGUUCUUCCAGGUCGGCGACCACGAGAAUACUGAGUGGAAGGCAGCCGCGAAGCAAAUUGAUCGACUUUUCGAACGGCAUCUUGCCCGGGAGACGCAGUCGCCGUUUCAGGGGCUGGCUUCGCUGGUGGAGGAGUUCGCUGCGCAGCAAUGUUGCGAUCCGCACGAUCAUGUUUACGGGCUUCUUGGACUCUUGGAGGGAGGACAGGAGCUUGUGAUCGACUACAAAAGCGAUAUGGAAGUUCUCUUCUGGCAAGUCUUGACGGCCACCCAUCAGCAGAUGAGCGCCAUGUCCCCGGGAGCGCGGAGGGAUUCCUGGUACUACUACGGCGACCUCUCCAUCCUCCUCUCCGCAGACUUGACCUUUGCUCAACUCGCCUACGUCUCGGACCCCUUGAAUGUAGCUUACGCCGGUGAUAUCUUCGCCCCUCCUGUCGAGACGAGGCAAUUCGCCAUGACGGAGAGAGCAGAGUAUGACCCACGAGAGGCUUCUGGCGAUGGCCAAAGCUGGGGAGUCGCUGUCUCUGGGGUUUUCGUUAGGGAGUUUGGUGGAGCUGUCGAGGUUAAGUGCUAUUGGGGAUGA